UAAACAGCAACAAGUGAAAAUGGAAAGUAAAGAUUCAAAACUAAUAAAGAAAACGGGCAGGAAAACCCCUAAGUACUGUUGUAUUUGUAAAGGAAUUUACAGAGGAAAGGUUAUUGAUGGGAGAAAAGUGUCAUUGCACCGUUUUCCUCAGAACAAACGUUUAAAACGUGUGUGGGUGCAGCGAUGUAAAACGGUCAUGAGAUCGUUCCAGUGGAAUGAACACAGACGAUUGUGUAGUGAGCAUUUUGUUGGCUUCAGAGGACCUUCAUUCCAGCAUACACUUCCAUCUAUGUUUCCAACUGAGACUGGUGCUACCAAAACCUUCCAGCCAACGCUCCUUGAUGAAGACGUAGGUGAUGAUGAUGAUGGUGAUACGGUCAAUGACGAUUUAGACCUAGAACUGUCAAAUGAUGAUAGUAUACAGCCACAACUGUCAUUUGUAUCCCCUUCCGGGCAUGCCAUUGAUACCUCUGUCCACCUGCAUGAUUACUGCAUGGGACCAGUACUACAGCCACAGAAUCAGUCCUUUAGAUGUUGUGACACACAGACUGAGAACAACUGUGCAGUGAUGGAAGUACAAACUGAAGAAAGUUUCCUGGGAAAAACAGCAGACUUCAGUUCACAAACAGAACAUUCUACUAGAGACUUUGGUGUACAAUGUCAGCUACCUAUGCUCACAUAUGAUGACGUAAAAUACAAUGACGAUUUGGUCAGUUUUUACACCGGAAUCCCUAAUCGAGUUGUGUUUGAAGCUUUGUUUGAUGAAAUCAAGGAUGAAGCUGAAGUGCGGACAUCAAGGCGGAAACUUAACUAUAAAGAUUCAGAUGGAGGACGGCCAAGAACUCUAAGUGUUCUGGAUGAAUUUUUCAUGGUGCUGAUGCGCCUACGUCUAGGUCUGUUAUUUGAAGAUCUAGGUACUAGGUUUUGCAUAUCCACUUCACAAUGUAGUGACAUUGUUGAAAGAUGGAUCAACUAUUUACAUGUACAAUUAUCCUUUCUUGUUCAAUGGCCAUCUCGUGAGGUAGUGAAAAAUAACAUGCCUGAACAAUUUAAAGAGAAAUAUUCUAACACUAGAAUUAUUAUCGACUGCACUGAAAUUUACAGUGAAACAUCCAGUUCUCUUUCUUUGAAAAGUUUAAUGUACAGUGAUUACAAGUCUCACAUGACUCAUAAGAUUUUGGUGGGUAUAAGCCCAAAUGGUGUUGUAACUUUUGUUUCUGACUGUUGGGUGGGCUGUACCAGUGACAAGAAACUCACAGAAAAAUGUGGACUCUUGGACUUGCUUGAAGAAGGAGACGCCAUAAUGGUUGAUAAGGGUUUCACUAUUACAGACCUUACUACUCCAAGAGGCAUUCAUCUCAUUAUUCCACCAUUUAAACAGAAAGGAAAACAAUUCUCUAAACGUGAGGUUCUCCUUACAAAAGAUAUUGCAAGUUUACGAAUACAUGUUGAAAGGCAAAUGGAGAGAAUCAAGAACUUUCGAAUAUUGCAUGGCAAUAUUCCUAUAACACAGUCAAGGAGAAUUUCUAAAGUGUUCAAAAUAUGCACAUAUUUGACAAAUCUAUGGCCACCACUUGUUCAAUAAUAACUCAUGUGUCAAUGAAAGCGUUUGUAUAUAUCAAGCAUUAGAUUUAGGGAUAAAAACUUGUAUACUUCUAACUAGAACAAUGAAAUUACAAUUUUGUUUUAAAAUCAUUUUUUCGAGCAAGUUAUAUGAUAACAUAUGAGAUUACACAUUUGAUUCAGGUUUGACAAAAAUGGAUAAGGAAAUAUGCUCAUGUGAAUGGAUUUCAAGAUUUGAUUUGAAACAUGUAUGCAUUAACUGAUCAAUUUAUUGAUAUAAUUUUUUGUUUGUGAAACAUCUGCUUUGUAUUUUGUGGUUUUAUUAUUUGUAACAUUUCUAAGAAUAAAAGUCAA
Mya arenaria is the source of this 1917-nucleotide messenger RNA. RefSeq lists its product as uncharacterized. The transcript is spliced from 3 exons. NCBI's taxonomy places the organism in Eukaryota, Metazoa, Mollusca, Bivalvia, Myida, Myidae. The record is from RefSeq and is a predicted model, not a curated record. Bases 20 to 1585 code for a protein of 521 amino acids.